AUGAAGAAGAUUGACUUCAAGGCAGCAGCAGCACAAGCUCAAGCACGCAAAAAGAAGGACAAGAGCGGUGAGGGCAAGAAGGAGGUGAUUGAGCGCCCAAAGCGCUUUGAGUCCAGUCCAGUCUACUACAAGGGAGAGCAGGUUGCCGUGCUCAACGGCACGGUCGCCGAAUACAAGGUUGACAUCUGGAGUGGUGCUCACCCUGCCUGGCAGGGCAAGAAGGGUAAGGUUCUUCUGGACAACUCUGCUCUUACCAAGUUCCAAGAAAAGUUCGGUAUGGCAGCAGACGUCUAUGGAGAGCAGGGAAUGGAGCAAGUGAAGGCCAACGAGGAGCUGAAGAAGAAGCAAGAGGAGAUGGCCGCGCAAGGUCUGAAGGUCUACUAA
This is a messenger RNA of Symbiodinium pilosum, 384 nucleotides long. The record is from the annotation of a GenBank genome assembly. NCBI's taxonomy places the organism in Eukaryota, Dinophyceae, Suessiales, Symbiodiniaceae.